Salmo salar (Atlantic salmon) is the source of this 3726-nucleotide messenger RNA. Its product is annotated as coronin-2B. The record is from RefSeq and is a predicted model, not a curated record. NCBI's taxonomy places the organism in Eukaryota, Metazoa, Chordata, Actinopteri, Salmoniformes, Salmonidae. Gene Ontology annotation, molecular function: actin filament binding.
UAGAGGAGUACAGAGCAGUGAGAGGGAUAGAGGGAGGGGAAGAGAGAGUGAGUGGUGCAGCCCACAUCUAGAGGAGGACAGAGCAGUGAGAGGGAUAGAGGGAGGGGAAGAGACAGUGAGUGAGUGGUGCAGCCCACAUCUAGAGGAGUACAGAGCAGUGAGAGGAAUAGAGGGAGCAGGAGAGAGAGAGGGGAAGAGAGAGUGAGUGGUGCAGCCCACAUCUAGAGGAGGACAGAGCAGUGAGAGGAAUAGAGGGAGCAUUAACUGCUGCUCCAGGGCUGCAUGCAGCUGUCUGGUCUGGGGCUGAGAGGGAGCAGGAGAGAGGGAGGGGUAGCUCAUAGGAGGAGGAGAGGACCUGAAGGGAGAAAGAGGAGAGACGGGGUAAGAAGAGGGGAGGAGAGAAACAGAUGAGAGUGAGCGGAGCAUAGUAGGCCGGUUGACUGGAUGUAUCGUGGAGAAGCUAGGAGAAACUGGCAGACUGCAGCCGGUCUAUAAAAGGGAGGAGGGGCCUGACAGAUCGUGGUUGUAGUGUCACUACUCUACUCAGCACUAAGAUGUCAUGGCGUCCGACAUACCGAAGCUCCAAGUUUCGAAACGUCUACGGCAAAGUGGCCAACCGAGAGCACUGCUUUGACGGCAUUCCCAUCACCAAGAACGUCCAUGACAACCACUUCUGUGCCGUCAAUGCCAAGUUCCUGGCCAUCGUCACGGAGAGUGCCGGUGGAGGGUCCUUUAUCGUUAUCCCUGUCUCCCAGGCCGGCCGCAUCGACCCCCACCACCCCAAAGUGUGUGGCCACCAAGGCAAUGUCCUGGACAUCAAAUGGAAUCCCUUCUUUGAAAACAUCAUAGCUUCCUGCUCUGAAGAUUCCUCUGUACGAGUAUGGGAGAUCCCAGAGGGAGGGCUGAGGCGAAAUAUGACAGAGGCCAUGAUGGAGCUGUAUGGACACAGCAGGCGUGUGGGUCUCAUCGAGUGGCACCCCACCAGCAGUGGAAUCCUCUUCAGCGCUGGCUAUGACUAUAAGAUCCUGAUCUGGAACCUGGAGAUAGGUGAGCCGGUGAAGAUGAUCGACUGUCACUCUGACGUCAUCGUGUGUAUGUCCUUCAACACAGACGGCAGCCUGCUGGCCACCAGCUGUAAGGACAAGAAGCUGCGUGUCAUCGAGCCCCGCUCCGGGAGAGUCUUACAGCACGCCAGCUGUAAGAACCACAGGGUGAACAGAGUGGUGUUUCUGGGCAACAUGAAGCGGCUGCUGACAACAGGUGUGUCCCGGUGGAACACCAGACAGAUUGCACUGUGGGAUCAGGAGGACCUGUCUAUGCCCAUGGUAGAAGAGGAGAUAGACGGUCUCUCAGGGCUGCUGUUUCCUUUCUAUGAUGCAGACACACACAUGCUGUACCUGGCAGGAAAGGGCGAUGGCAACAUCCGUUACUAUGAGAUCACCACAGAGAAGCCCUACCUGCAGUAUCUCAUGGAGUUCCGCUCCCCUGCCCCACAGAAAGGCCUUGGUGUGAUGCCUAAACAUGGGCUGGACGUAACGGCCUGCGAGGUGUUUCGCUUCUACAAGCUGGUGACGCUGAAGGGGCUGAUCGAGCCCAUCUCCAUGAUAGUACCAAGAAGGUCAGAGACGUACCAGGAGGACAUCUAUCCAAUGACGGCAGGGACCGAGCCUGCCCUCUCAGCCAAUGACUGGUUGAGUGGUAUCAACCGAGACCCAGUGUUAAUGUCCCUGAAGAAGGGCUACCAGAAGCCCAACCAGCUGGUGUUCAAGGCACCGGUGAAGGAAAAGAAAGGUGUGGUGGUCAACGGCAUUGACCUGCUGGAAAAUGUGCCACCCAGGACAGAGAACGAGCUACUGAGGAUGUUCUUCAGGCAGCAGGAGGAGCUGAGAAAGCUGAAGGAGGAGCUGAACACCAAGGACGUUAAAAUACGCCAGCUGGAGCUGGAACUCAACAACCUGAGGAACGUCAGCCCCGUUGGAAACAAUGUCUGACCUCUGAUCUCUAGCUUAUGGCACCACCACCACCACGCCACGUCCAACGUCCUCCCUCCCUUUCAUCGUGUAUCAUUUGUACUUCUUGUUGCAAUUGAUAAUGUAAUAGCCACCGGAUAAUGUAAAUACUGAUUAUAACGUUUGUGUAACAGUUUUUGUUAUCGAUAAUGUAAUCAUAUUGACAUCACUGUUAAAUCCCUCAGUUGAUAACAUAAUAACCAACUGGUAAUGUAAUUUAUUGUUAUAAGAUUUUUUUUUUAUUCUGUUCCAUUGAUGUAUCCUGAUAUCCGGUUUGGCUUCAUUAUGAUUAGUUAUUACAUCAUCAGUCGCAAUACACCCCUCCCCCCUACUGCAGAGCACCAUCAGUGUAUCCCAGGGGUCCUCACACCCCACCUGCCAUGCCCCUCUGAGUCCACGUGGCAAAGCCUUUGUCAUCGCCCAGAAAUGCCACCCCCAAAUCCUCCAACCUCCACCCUGCCAUCACCAGAGACUACCCUGGGGAAAGAGAUUGACUUCCCCCUUCUCCCCCAAUCCUCCCCCAUGGUCUACCCACUGCAAACCAACUCACAGCAAAGCUGCAACAUCUCAACCUCCCAAUGGAAGAGUCUUCUACUAGUUCCAACUACUGUGGAUGAUGAGUUUUACAGGGACAUGAAUGAAGAUGAUGAGUUUUACAGGGACAUGAAUGAGGAUGAUGAGUUUUACAGGGACAUGAAUGAGGAUGAGUUUUACAGGGACAUGAAUGAAGAUGAUGAGUUUUACAGGGACAUGAAUGAAGAUGAGUUUUACAGGGACAUGAAUGAGGAUGAGUUUUACAGGGACAUGAAUGAGGAUGAUGAGUUUUACAGGGACAUGAAUGAAGAUGAUGAGUUUUACAGGGACAUGAAUGAGGAUGAGUUUUACAGGGACAUGAAUGAAGAUGAUGAGUUUUACAGGGACAUGAAUGAAGAUGAUGAGUUUUACAGGGACAUGAAUGAGGAUGAGUUUUACAGGGACAUGAAUGAGGAUGAUGAGUUUUACAGGGACAUGAAUGAGGUGUAUUUCAAGACAGUUUUUUUUCUUCAUCUCUCCUAAGAAUGUGUUGUCUGUAAAAAGCUGCAGCUCUGGCUCAGACUGGCAUACAGCAACCCAAAUGUAGUCUUAACGGGCAGUUUGUCUGUCGCCUCAGUCAUUAUCUUUAGGAGAAGUUUUGUUGGAAAAUGUAUUAUUGUUACUAUUUAUUUGUUAUAUUUGAUGUUUUUGCUAACUCUUUAUGCAGAACAUUCAUCUCAUGUCUUUGGGAGAAAUCGUGGUCAUGAAAAUGAUAGCUGACACACUUGUGAUUGAAUUAUGUUUUCACACAGAUGGUGGCAAUUUGGCUGAGACCGUAUACUAAAAAAGAUUCAGUAUUUUCUUGAUUGAAUCGAUACAUUACUAAAUCUGGUAAAUUGGAAUAUUAGUUAACAUGAAAUUAGGUUAUGUACGUAAAACAGUACAUCAAACCGAAAUAUUAAUACAAUAUUUGUCUUUAUACCUUUCAGCUAUGAAUAUUCUAUUUAAGAAAGUUACCAACAUUGUUAAUCUGUGGUAUUCCACAUGAUCCAUUCCACUCAAGUUAAGACUGAGAUUUCCUGUAGUUCUGGUUACCUAUACUAUACCUCUACAGAGGAAUCAUUAUUUGUACCAUUGUCAUAAUAUUGUCAUAAUCGGUAACAUACUCUGCAGGGGUUGACUGACUAAAUGAAUGAAACAGCAA